This is a messenger RNA of Colletotrichum abscissum, 768 nucleotides long. RefSeq lists its product as uncharacterized. Bases 1 to 768 code for a protein of 255 amino acids. Gene Ontology annotation, biological process: peptidyl-lysine methylation. Gene Ontology annotation, molecular function: protein-lysine N-methyltransferase activity. The record is from RefSeq and is a predicted model, not a curated record. The transcript is spliced from 3 exons. Lineage: Eukaryota; Fungi; Ascomycota; Sordariomycetes; Glomerellales; Glomerellaceae. Gene Ontology annotation, cellular component: cytoplasm; cytosol.
AUGCGGAUUCUCAACAACCCCCUCAUACCAGAGAAGAUGGAGUCACUCGACCGCUCUCCCUCGCCUGAGUUUUCGCCCUUGGCCAUUGGCGAAGACUUCACACCGCUCCCCACCUACAAGGCCGCAACUACGUCAGCCUAUGACAUGUCCGGCCUCCUGUCAACUCCCCUUCAACUCCAUGAAGAUCUCGCCUCGGGAUGCGGCGGUCAAACCUGGCCUGCAGGCAUGGUGCUUACAAAACACAUGCUGCGCUACCAUCGAGAGAACCUCAAGGGCGCGAGAAUACUUGAGCUGGGCGCCGGCGGCGGACUCGUCGGACUGGCUGUGGCUUUAGGUUGUGGAUUGCAGGAAACGCUGUACCUCACAGACCAAGACGAGAUGUUCGAGCUGAUGGGACGGAACACCAAGUUGAAUAACCUCGAAGACAAAGUUAAGCCCAUGAUCCUGAACUGGGGCGAACCGCUACCGCAAGAGGUUGUCGAUUUCAAGCCCAAUGUCAUUCUGGCAGCCGAUUGCGUCUACUUCGAGCCGGCAUUUCCACUCUUGCUGGAGACUCUGACCAACCUGUUAGCGUUGGACCCAGACGCGAUUAUCUACUUCUGCUUCAAGAAGAGGAGACGUGCGGACAUGCAGUUUCUCAAGAAGGCACAAAAGGCGUUCUUGGUGACGGAAAUCGUCGACGAAGAUCGCCCCGUCUUCAGCAGAGAGGGCCUAUUCCUCUACACUUUUGCAAGCAAGAAGCCGACUUCAAACGGGAACCGAAAGUGA